Molecule: messenger RNA, 1147 nt
Organism: Gossypium raimondii (Peruvian cotton)
Lineage: Eukaryota; Viridiplantae; Streptophyta; Magnoliopsida; Malvales; Malvaceae
Product: cationic peroxidase 1
Exons: 4
Coding region: 84-1055 (323 amino acids)
Biological process (GO): hydrogen peroxide catabolic process; response to oxidative stress
Molecular function (GO): peroxidase activity; heme binding
Source: RefSeq, a predicted model, not a curated record
CAACAUCUAUAUAAUCACCUCUAUACUUGAACCCUUACUUUGCUAUACAUUCCUUUUUUUGAUUUGUUGCCAAUUUGUUAUCCAUGGCUUCCGAAACUUGUUCCCCUUCUAACAAGUUGAGAUUCCUCCUAGGAAUGGUUUUAUUUCUUCUUAUGAAUAUGACCACUGCCCAGUUGUCCUCUACCUUUUAUUCAACAACAUGCCCUAAAGCACUUGCCACCAUUAAAUCAGCAGUCAACUCUGCUGUGUCCAAUGAAGCUCGCAUGGGGGCUUCUUUGCUUCGUCUUCAUUUCCACGAUUGCUUUGUCAAUGGAUGCGAUGGAUCCAUACUGUUGGAUGAUACAGCAAAUAUGACAGGAGAAAAAACAGCUGUUCCAAACAGCAAUUCAGUCAGGGGAUUUGAAGUUAUUGAUACCAUCAAAUCUCAGGUGGAGAGUUUGUGCCCUGGAGUUGUUUCUUGUGCUGAUAUUGUUGCAGUUGCUGCUCGUGAUUCUGUUGUUGCUCUUGGAGGGCCUAGUUGGACAGUUCUUUUGGGUAGAAGAGAUUCAACCACUGCAAGCUUGAGUGCUGCUAAUUCCAACAUCCCUGCGCCAACUUUGAAUCUUAGUGGUCUCAUCACUGCUUUUUCAAACAAAGGUUUCACUGCUAAAGAAAUGGUAGCCCUCUCAGGAUCUCACACCAUCGGACAAGCCAGGUGCACCACUUUCCGGACAAGAAUCUACAAUGAAACCAACAUCGACUCCACCUUCGCGACAUCGUUAAGAGCGAACUGCCCUAGCACUGGUGGAGACAACAGCCUGUCCCCACUGGAUACCACAAGCUCCACAUCAUUUGACAAUGCAUAUUUCAAGAAUUUGCAGGGGCAGAAAGGGUUAUUACACUCUGAUCAACAACUAUUUAGUGGGGGUUCCACAGAUUCUCAGGUUAAUGCUUAUAGUUCCAACUUGGGAUCUUUCACCACAGAUUUUGCUAAUGCGAUGGUAAAGAUGGGAAACCUUAGCCCACUCACUGGAACAAGCGGUCAAAUCAGAACGAAUUGCAGGAAAACCAAUUGAAUCCCCCCCUGCCCCUUUUUUGUUUAUAUUCCCCAUUUUGUAUACUUUACUAUUUAUCGGAAUAAAUGCAUAAUUUAAUGCUGUUCUCGUGA